This is a messenger RNA of Salvelinus namaycush (lake trout), 3026 nucleotides long. RefSeq names its product monocarboxylate transporter 8-like. Gene Ontology annotation, biological process: transmembrane transport. Lineage: Eukaryota; Metazoa; Chordata; Actinopteri; Salmoniformes; Salmonidae. The transcript is spliced from 8 exons. The record is from RefSeq and is a predicted model, not a curated record. Bases 509 to 2269 code for a protein of 586 amino acids. Gene Ontology annotation, molecular function: thyroid hormone transmembrane transporter activity; monocarboxylic acid transmembrane transporter activity.
GCGGGGGCAAGCUUUUUGAAUGAAGGUUGUUUUCUGUGUUGACACCGUGAUACUGAAAGCCUCCGGCCGAGAGAUCCACAUAUUCCAAUGUAAAAUUAAACAAAUGAAAGAGGAGGAGCCGGCACUCAUUUAUUUACAGAUUAGGCUACACGAUGUGGAGUGUAGAGACUCCGUGCAGCGCGAGCACGAGAUUGGCGAGCAGCAGACGUUUUCACAGGUUGAUUUAUAUUUUGCACGGAGCAGGAAAGCAAAAGUUAAAUAUUUUCUGGCGUCAUCAUUUCCCAUAGAACUAGGCUAUGGGGACAUCUGAUACCAUGAUAAAUAAGACGUGCCUGUCCUUUCACCAUACAUCAAUUUUAUAGCGACAUUUCGGAUACUGUCAUUGGUGCUGUGACUUCACUUUGUCUACUAUUCUUGGAAGAGCAGAGCAGAAAGAAACCUACAAAGUUUUUAUUAUAGACAAUCCUUGUCAAUCAGUAGGAUACUGUCGCUAUCUGAUGCAUGAGCGAUGCAGCCAGAACACAACAGUAACCCCUAUACUGGACAGGAUGAUGGGGGGGUCAACGGGAUAGGAGACAAUCAGACGGAGGAGGAAGCAUUGAGCGGCGAGCCGCCGACCGAACACUGUGAUGAGCCUACUGCAGACUCUGUAAUGGCGCACAACGGUGGUUCUCCCCAAGACCAGGAGAAUCAGCAAGCACAGAAGGAGCACCAGGGACAGGACCUGGGAGAUAGCGAAUGCAAGAUCCCACACGAGGACAGCACUAUCCAGCUAAUCGAGGCUGGAUGUCUCGAUAGUAAACCCGCUGUGUCCCCGAAUUCCCAGUCUCAGUCCCCGGCACCAGGGCAGAGCCCCGGGUUCGUCCCACCCGAGGGCGGGUUCGGCUGGUUAGUUGUUUUCGCUGCUACCUGGUGUAAUGGAUCCAUCUUCGGGAUACAGAACUCCUUCGGUAUCCUCCACAUGAUGCUGGUGGAAGACCACACAGACCCCAAUGACAAAACGUCGCAGUUUAAAGUAGCCUGGGUGGGGGCCCUGGCGAUGGGCAUGAUCUUCUUCUGUUCCCCGGUGGUCUCCAUGUUCACCGAUCACUUCGGCUGCAGGAAGACAGCUGUGGGCGGGGCCACCAUGGCCUUCAUCGGACUCCUCAGCACCGCCUUCGCAACGUCCCUCAGCCUACGGUAUUUCACCUAUGGGAUCCUGUUUGGCUGUGGCUCAUCCUUUGCCUUCCAGCCCUCCCUGGUGAUCCUGGGCCACUACUUCCGGCGGCGGCUUGGCCUGGCAAACGGCGUGGUGACGGCGGGCAGCAGCCUGUUCUCCAUGGGCCUCCCGGUGCUGCUCACCAAGGUGGUGGAGCCGCUGGGCCUCAGCAGAACCUUCCAGAUCCUCAGCCUCUUCAUGCUGGUCCAGGCCCUGCUGGCCCUGAUCUUCAGACCCCUGCUGCCCCAGAGAGCUCCAAUGGGACCACCAGAACCAGGGGGCCCCGCUGGGUCCACAACCCAGCCAGGAGCCCCUGCCCGGGGAAGCCGCUGGAGCAGUGCCCAGACCCAGGUCCGGAAGGCCUUUAACGUGAAGGUGUUCCACAUCGUCACCUACCGGGUGUGGGCGUUCGGGGUGUCUACGGCUGUGCUGGGUUACUUUGUGCCUUACAUCCACUUGAUGAACUUCGUGAAGGAGCAGUUCAAGGAGCCCCAGAAGGAGUGGAUCUUGUUGGUGUGUAUAGGAGCCUCAUCUGGCGUGGGACGCCUCCUCUUCGGGAAAGUAGGAGACCUCAUUCCCGGAGCCAAGAAGAUCUGGAUGCAGUCGGUGUCGUUCAUGGUGCUGGGGCUGAUGUCCAUGAUGAUCCCCCAGUGCACUGUGUUCGAGGGGCUGAUUGUGGUGUGUGUGUUCCUGGGGCUGUGUGACGGCUGCUUCAUCACCAUCAUGGCUCCUAUAGCCUUUGAGCUGGUGGGCCCCAUGCAGGCCUCCCAGGCUAUAGGAUACUUACUGGGACUCAUGGCCCUGCCCAUGACCGCAGGACCCCCCAUCGCUGGACUCCUGCAUGACUACUGUGGUGAUUACAACGUGGCCUUCUACCUGGCAGGGGGCCCUCCCAUCGUGGGGGGCAUUGUGCUGUUCUUUGUGCCCCUGAUACACCGGCGGCAGCAGAGAGCCUUUGAGAACCAGGAUGGGGGGCCGGAUGACACCAGCACGGAUCAUAUGCUGCCCCCGGCGGCCUGCUCUAACGGAAACAUGAUUCCUGGGUACACUGACGUGGAGACACACAUCUGAGUAGCACUACACAAAGGGAUUCUAUUCACCAGCACCUGAGAUCUGUCCGUCACUGCACCUCCUCCCUUCCACCUCGCCCCUGAACCCCGGCCCCUGAACCCCGGCCCCUGACCACGGACUACCUGAUGAUGUACCUCUCAACCUCUGACACAGUUUCUAUAGGAAGACCCCUCCUGUCUAUAGGAAGCCCUCUCCUCUCUGAACGCCAUGAGUUCCUUAUAGUGAUCACUGUGGUCUAAGGAAAGAGGGGGAGAAGUUUUUUUUGCCCUCUGAAGUAAAGGAGGAACACGUCACUGAUCAUCCUCCUUGAACGAAGAGAGAGACGAUUGGCAUUAUCAUAGGACCUGGGCGUCACACAAUCCAAAACAGUGCACUUGUUCCCUGUGUCUUUCAGCUUAUUUAAAAUGGUUUUAGACUUCAAAAUGUGAAUUCACACAAUAAGUGUGUACCAUAUAGAGCUGGCCGCCUGAAAACAAAUAUUUUUUAAACUCUGUACGUCUGGAAUCAGAGUAUGUAAAUGUUUUAAUAUGCUUCAGUAGGUUUUUAAAUGACAGAUUAUUCAGAAAGAUAAAUGGUAUUAGAGUAAUUGAAUAGAGUACGUUGUACUUCUCUGUCUGGACCACAAGCAUCUCACACUUUAUUUAAUGUUAUGUUCUUUCCGUCUGUAGGUGUUUCAUUAUAUACACUACCGGUCAAAAGUUUUAGAACACCUACCCAUUUUUCUUAAUUUUUUAUUAUUUUCUACAUUGUAGAAUAA